Osmerus eperlanus (European smelt) is the source of this 3703-nucleotide messenger RNA. RefSeq names its product E3 ubiquitin-protein ligase Midline-1-like. Gene Ontology annotation, biological process: regulation of microtubule cytoskeleton organization. NCBI's taxonomy places the organism in Eukaryota, Metazoa, Chordata, Actinopteri, Osmeriformes, Osmeridae. Gene Ontology annotation, molecular function: zinc ion binding; protein binding. The transcript has 10 exons. The record is from RefSeq and is a predicted model, not a curated record. The coding region runs from base 293 to 2329 and encodes 678 amino acids. Gene Ontology annotation, cellular component: cytoplasm.
GUAGGGCUUCGGUGGUGUGAGGAAACAUGCCACGGGAGGCGAUGUCACAGCGAUAGACCCACCGUGCGCUGACACAAAGUUACCGGGACCGGAGGUGGAGGGCACACAGCCGCUUCUUUUGCAUGGAGAAGGGGCUUCUCUUACUCAGCCGAUCGCUCUCCUCCUCUGCAUCUGUCUCCCCUUUUUUUUCUCACUUGUGUUGUGGAUGAUGGGACUUUAACCAUGUGGAAGACAGCUGAGCAGCUUCCCUGGAUUUCGCUGACACCGUGCCCGCUUGGUCUCGCCUGAGAGGAUGGACACGCUGGAGUCAGAGCUGACUUGCCCAAUCUGCCUCGAGCUCUUUGAGGACCCACUGCUGCUCCCCUGCGCCCACAGCCUGUGCUUCGGCUGUGCCCAUCGCAUCCUGGUCUCUCACUGUGCCUCCAACGAGCCCGUUCAGUCCAUCGGAGCCUUCCAGUGCCCCACCUGCCGCUAUGUCAUCUCACUGAGCCCUCAGCGCGGCCUAGAAGGACUGAAACGCAACGUCACCCUCCAGAACAUCAUCGACCGCGUCCAGAGGGCCGCCUCCUCCGGCUGCCCACUGCCCCACAGCGGGCCAAACUCCCCCAGCGAGGACAAUCGACUCGCCUUGGUGCCCGCCGCCAUGACCAGCCCUGGAACGCCGCCCGAGCCCAUCCAGUGCCAGUUCUGUGAGCAGGACCCCCCGCAGGACGCCGUCAAGACGUGCGUCACAUGCGAGGUGUCGUACUGCGACGAGUGCCUGCGCGCCACACACCCCAACAAGAAGCCCUUCACGGGCCAUCGCCUGAUCGAGCCGAUGCCAGACACGCACCUGCGAGGCCUGCAGUGCCUGGAACACGAGGAGGAGAAGGUCAACAUGUACUGCGUCACCGACGAUCAGCUCAUCUGCUCCUUGUGCAAGCUGGUGGGCCGACAUCGGGACCACCAGGUCGCAGCUUUGAGCGACCGCUACGAGAAACUCAAGCAAGCGUUGGACUCCAACCUGAGCAAUUUGAUUAAAAGGAACAACGAGCUGGAGUCUCUGAUGGGGAAGCUGAUUCAGACAUGCCAGCACGUCGAGGUCAAUGCGUGCAGACAGGAAGGCAAGCUGAUGGAGGAGUGUGAUCUUCUGAUUGACAUCAUACAACAAAGAAGGCAACUCAUUGGCACCAAGAUCAAGGAAGGAAAGGUGGUGAGACUACGGAAACUGGCCCAGCAGAUCUCCAACUGUAAGCAGUGCAUCGACAGGUCUUCUUCCCUCAUCACCCAGGCUGACCAGACCCUGAAGGAGACCGACCAUGCUCGCUUCCUCCAGAGCGCCAAGGGCAUCACAGAGAGGGUCUCCAUGGCGACGGCCUCUUCUCAGGUCUUGAUCCCAGAGAUCAAUUUGACGGACACGUUUGAUACGUUUGCCCUGGACUUCACCCGGGAGAAGAAACUAUUGGAGAACCUGGACUACCUAACCGCUCCGAGUCCCCCAGGCAUCAGGGAAGAGCUGUGCACAGCCUCAUACGACACCAUAACUGUCCACUGGACGUCCGACGAUGAGUUCAGCGUUGUGUCCUACGAGCUCCAGUACGCCAUCUUCACAGGCCUGGCCAACGUUGUCAGCCUGUGCAACUCGUUGGACAGCUGGAUGAUCGUGCCCAACAUAAAACAGAACCACUAUACCGUGCACGGCCUGCAGAGUGGCACUAAGUACAUAUUUGUGGUCAAGGCCAUCAAUCAGGCUGGCAGCCGUAGCAGCGAGCCUGGGACACUGAAGACCAACAGCCAGCCCUUCAAGCUCGAUCCCAAGUCUGCCCACAGGAAGCUGAAGGUUUCCCACGACAACCUGACGGUGGAACGUGACGAGAGCACGUCCAAGAAGGGCCACAGCCAGGACCGCUUCACCAGUCAGAGCAGCUAUGGCGUCAUCGCCAACGUCUACAUCGACAGCGGACGCCAUUACUGGGAGGCCCUCAUUGGAGGAAGCACGUGGUACGCGGUGGGGAUCGCCUACAAGUCGGCCCCCAAGCACGAGUGGAUCGGGAAGAACUCCGCUUCCUGGGUCCUCUGCCGCUGCAACAACUCCUGGGUGGUCCGCCACAACAGCAAGGAGAUGGCCAUCGAGCCCUCCCCCCACCUGCGGCGCGUUGGGGUCCUGCUGGACUACGACAUGGGAACCCUGGCCUUCUACGACGCGGUGGGCUCCCAGCACCUCCACACCUUCCGGGUGUCCUUCGCCCAGCCGGUGUGCCCCGUCUUCAACGUGUGGAACAAGUGUCUGACGGUCCUCACUGGCCUGCCCAUCCCAGACCACCUGGAAGGCCUGGAGCCCCAAGACUGAGCCAGAGAAGCCCAAACCAGACUGUGUUUGAUAGGCCCCAAGCCCCUUCCACCCUACCUAAUGAACCACCUCCCAAUCCUGCCCCCUUUUUAAGGCACUUUGGUCCACCGUGGACUGACUAGGGAUGGCCCUCUAGAUACAAGUCUGAACCCUUUACAGAAAAACCUCCACCUCAUCUCAUUCUUGGCGCUUGGGCCAGCCGGACGAGGGUGGGUCACACACCACCCUGGGUCUGACCACGGAUCACAGUUGGUAUGGAAAGGAGGAAUCCACUCAAAGUAGCUGUACAUGAAGCAUUAUAGUUUGUAACCCAUUUCCAUUAAUAAAGAGCCAAAGUAGCCAUGUUUUUAGUAGCAAAUGUUUUUACUGACAGUCUACGAGUGCUCAUUUGAUAGAUUCACAUUAUUUAAGCGUAUGUUGGCAAAUAGUAGCAGUUGUUUUCAUGUAUACUUUUCCCUGCAUUUGCACAUUGUUCAUACAUUAUUUAUGGUGAGUUUGUCGUGGAUGGAAGCAUAGAGACAUGAAAACUCUAGGGAAAUUGAUUUUUGUGCAAUUACCUUUUUUCUGUUAAACUAUUGUGUAAACUAUUUUGUGUCAACCAUACUUUUUGCUAGACAAACAUGUCUUUCCUACAAGUGUGUACUUGUAUAGAUAUCAAAUGGAUGAAAGGUAGGGAUUUGAUUAUUAUUAUUUGUCGGCCCAUUGUUUUUAUUUCAGUCAGAUAGAUUCUUGGUUGUUUAAUCAUGCAUGUUCAUGUGAAUUCCUCUAGUUUCCUCCAAACUCCCAGAUAAAAUGAUUAUAAAUUUCUCCAGUUGGUCUUCUGCUUAACUCACUGACCCCUCGUCAACAAAUCCUCCAUGAUUAUGCUGCACUGUGAUAUACUCAUUGUGCGCCCAACUAUCUACAGUAAUUACUUUAGUCCGAGACCAGACUCCCAACUGGAUACUCUAGGAAUUUUUAUUGACCCCAGGGGUCACCAACACAAGUAAUAUUAGAUUUUAGGCCACUACUCACAAGCACCUGAUUUUGUAAAAUAGUUUAUAUUUUAUUUUAUUGGUGAUCAUGGAUCAUUAGUGGAGAAGGUACAAGAAAACCUUGGUAUUUUCACAGUUUGUCAUUGUGCUGUCAAACAAGAAACAAAAUAAGUUACCCAUAAAUAUAUUUUGGGGUAAUAUUUAGGCAAUAUGUUUCUUUGUAUUUCAUGCAGAUUGUUUAGUAUGUGUUUCCAUAAUUGUAUAUUCCAUAAUUAUCUUCAAUGUGUUGAUAUGAAUGCCGUGGACACUAUUCAGGAAACAUGUUCUGAAUGCUUGCUUCACUGUGCAAUUCUUCAGUAGCAAAUGUUGAAGGUUCAAUAAAGAGAAGUACUGUGUGUGU